Messenger RNA from Brienomyrus brachyistius, 8511 nucleotides. It is a transcript of the gene ap1g1, whose product is annotated as adaptor related protein complex 1 subunit gamma 1. Gene Ontology annotation, molecular function: clathrin-cargo adaptor activity. The transcript is spliced from 23 exons. Bases 3138 to 5654 code for a protein of 838 amino acids. Lineage: Eukaryota; Metazoa; Chordata; Actinopteri; Osteoglossiformes; Mormyridae. The record is from RefSeq and is a predicted model, not a curated record. Gene Ontology annotation, biological process: intracellular protein transport; receptor-mediated endocytosis; Golgi to vacuole transport. Gene Ontology annotation, cellular component: membrane coat; AP-1 adaptor complex; Golgi apparatus.
GGGCCGGUCGUGACUCUCCAGAGUGUCUUCAUAGUCUUUGGGAGGUGACACGUUAGGAUAGCUUCUUGUUCUAGAGUAUAUGGUUGUCUCAAAAAAGCAUAUUUAUGAGGCACUUAGUCAGCGCUGCAAACUAUAUGGCUCUCCAUAAAGUUGUGGGUGACAUUCCGACGCAAGAGUCUACUUUUUGGUAAAUGAAUGAACCACAUUAGUUAUUCGUCACCUUCUUAGCUCCCCCCGUUUGGGUUUGUGGAUUUUUACAUGUGCUGUGACUGUUCCUGAUGUACAGAGGCUGGUAGAUAGAAAGCAAAAUCAUCGCUUAAAGCGUGAGUAUGAAACUGUUACCGUUUCUCGUAUGGGUGUCAUUUCAUACCAGUGGCGUCGCAGAUCACAGUGUUAAAGCAUUCGCGAUUCAAACUCUACUUACAAAGUAAGGUUACUUGGGUUGUUGUUAAAUUAUUUGGGAGGAUGCGGUUGCUAGCACGAUUAAAACCUUCUCUGGCUGUUUGGCGUGAGCGGCGACCGAGGGGCCGUUCUGGGACGUAGCCGUUUUGAAAUCGAUCUUGUGGACAAGUAGAUUGUAUGGGCCCAGAGAUUGUGGACCUCGCUGAUGUGCCGGUAUCACACGAUGCCCCGAUUUUUACGACAGUUAGACGGUUUCUGGGACCGUUUCGCAUUCCCGCAACUUUCCCUUAACCCAUAGAAUUGCAAGGAGUCAUUCAUUCUGUGCAAGCAGCUCGAUGAUGAUUUUCUGUGCGUUGGCAAAAAGCAUCCGAUGUUAACUGUUGGCAGUUAAAUGGGAAGAUUAAAAUGUCAAAACCUGCCGCAUUAAAACUGCCAUGUAUGUCCUUAAAUACCACGAACCUUAACUCUCACGUGAUAAUGUUUUAAUUUGAUGAAGACUGCCCUUUUCCCCUGGUGUAUUCUGGAGAAUAAUUAAAGGCGAUGAAGGCAAGGUUGAAUGAAAUAUGGGGAAAGUUUGCAAUAAAGUAGGAUGUGUGCCAGAGUUCAUAUGUUUGCGACAGCUCUUUUACAAAAGGUGAUUCAGUGGUACUGCUGUCAUCACGUGAUGCAGGAAUGGUUGCUCUGCCUGUGUGCUGGGCCACAGUUCAUGCCUGCUUUCUCACACAGACAUGUGUGCAGUUUGCCCCUUGCUAGGUUCAUGGUGUUGGUACAUCAGAGAGUGUCUCACAGGACCAGCUGUUUUUAUAGCUACAGCUGGUGUCGGCUGCAGUGCAGGCUUGAUGGAACGAUAUCAUUUAAAGAUUUAUUUAACAUUAAUAAAAGUCAUUGUGAGGAACCUGUGUUCCAUUUUUAUUCCUUGUGUUUAAAUUGCCAAUAUUAAGGUGUGAAAUGAAGAAUCCUCAGCACUAAUGACUAGGCUCAACUGUGCUGCUUUUCUUCUCACUCUGUAGCUCCACAAGCAGACUUGAGUGAACAUACCUCAGCUUGUUGCCCCCCAACCACUUGCUCUCCCCCCCCCAAACCCCAUUUCUAAUCCCUCUAUUGUCCUCAGUCCUGUUUUCUUCUGGUGAGUCUUGCAUGCAGAGCAAUGUUCAUUCUGAUGAUGAUGAACUACAAACUAUUUGUUUAGUAAUAAAACUUGGACUAACUCCACCAUAAAUGUCUUGCAUAUUUCAUGUUUUGCAUUUUACUGAGUAUGGAAGUUUCUGUGACUGAGUAACCUAGUUAGUGAGGGACAAGUAACCAUUUCGCACUCGUACCACAGAUUACAUCACAUGAAGGGAUACAUAAGGCAUACAGAACAGCAUCAGGUGGUGCUUUGUCAUCCAUGUGAGGCCAGAAAAUAAUAUCUAAACUUAUGGAUGUGUUAAUGUGGUUCUCCUCCUGCAGUACCUUUAGACUGAUUGUGCGAGUUGUAUGCUUGCUAUAAUUAAAGUAAAUCUAAUUUAUCAUUCACCUCCCUUUUUAAGCAGUCUACCUGCUGUUUUGUAGAUGCCUAAUUUUUGCAGUGCAGUCUAGGCUGUAUCCACAAAAAUUGAAACAAGGUAAUUACUGUUAAUUAACAUCCAUUAGGUGUAAUUGUAUCGUUAAACAACAUUAUGAAGUAAUGGCAAAGGCAAAAUUAGUCAUAAGUAAUAAAUGAACCCUGCUGCUUAAGGUUUAAAUGCUUGUCUAUGGUGUUUUUCGUGUACUUUCUAACCUCUUGUUAACAUUUGUUCUAGAAAACCCGAUCUGUCAAAAUUUGUAUUUAUUUAUUUUUUGGUUGGCUGUAAGGGCCAGGUGAUAUGAAAUCAGAUGCUGGAUAUAGUAAAAUGCAAGAAUGCAUUUUUUUUUCUUUGCUCAUAUGGGGGGUGUGUAUAGACCUAUUACGUCAGUCUUUGAGUGUGGGUAUGUCCAAUUCAGCCCGGACUGCCGGAAUAGGGAAAUUCACAUUCACAGUGGUCAGUUAACAAUGGCUGACAAGUAUGAUGCAGGUAUUUGGCUCUGGAUUGGGGAGGGUCCCUACUUUCUGUCUGUAGAGUUUGUGGUUUAUAUUAUUGUGAAUAAUUAGUGUUGUGUGCCAAAUAUAUAGAUUCUCAGAAACGUGCCUCUUUUUCCUUCUGUGACAUCUCAGUCUUAAAUGUAUCGAGCACAUAAAUGUAUCUGCUAUUUAACUUGGUAGUUAACGGCUGUCUGCUCUACAGGAUCGGUGAAUACUAGGAAGAAGUCAGCAGACUGGUAAUAUUAAUAGUUAACUACUGUUCCUUUGCUGUGCAGGCUAAGGUAAUAUGUCAGGAGUCAGAGAACUUGAAGCACAAUUCAGUGUUUUCCAGUGCUGUGCUCACUGCCUGAAAUUUAUCAUUCCUUUGAUGCUAGAGAGCUGACAACCUAAUGCUAACAACGAUGCUGGUUAAGAGAAGUCUGGAAAUGUUUGGCUAGCAAAUUUAUAAUGUCCGAGUGAAACAGCUGGGUUAUUGCUUUUUUUGUUUACGGUCUGUGUUGGUCUUCAAGUCAAAUAGACGUCAGAUUUUUCAGUUCUCAUCCAUGUGUUUUGCAUUGUAUUCCCCUCCCUGUGGCAAGUCAAAUGAGUUAAGCCCCACCCCAAGCAGUGGAUACUCUCUUCCUGGUCGUACGUUGCCGCUUUUGUAAAGCUGAAUCACACAACUUUAAAACAGUUGAGACAAGACAAUUUGGAAAUGAGUUUUCUGGAUGCGGGAAUUGAGUUUGCAUUUUCUUUUGACCAGUUGUAUGGCCAUUUACAGAGCAUGCCAGCUCCGAUCAGACUUCGGGAGCUCAUCCGGACUAUCCGGACUGCGCGGACCCAGGCAGAGGAACGGGAAAUGAUCCAGAAAGAAUGUGCUGCUAUUAGGUCGUCCUUCAGAGAGGAGGAUCAUACAUACCGCUGUAGGAAUGUCGCUAAGCUACUCUACAUGCACAUGCUGGGCUACCCGGCACACUUUGGGCAGUUGGAGUGCCUGAAAUUGAUUGCGUCUCAGAAGUUCACCGACAAGCGAAUAGGGUACCUGGGAGCUAUGUUACUGCUGGAUGAGAGACAAGAUGUCCAUCUACUGAUGACGAAUUGCAUAAAGAAUGACCUGAACCACAGCACACAGUACGUGCAGGGUCUGGCCUUAUGCACACUGGGCUGCAUGGGCUCGGCCGAGAUGUGCCGCGACCUUGCAGGGGAAGUGGAGAAGCUCCUCAAAACGUCAAACUCCUACCUGAGGAAAAAGGCAGCGUUGUGUGCUGUUCAUGUCAUCAGGAAGGUACCAGAGCUGAUGGAGAUGUUCCUGCCCGCCACUAAGAAUCUGCUGAGUGAGAAAAAUCACGGUGUUCUCCACACAUCGGUCGUCCUGCUCACGGAGAUGUGCGAGCGCAGCCCCGACAUGCUCGCUCACUUUCGCAAGCUCGUUCCACAGCUAGUCCGGAUCCUAAAGAACCUCAUCAUGUCGGGGUACUCGCCAGAACAUGACGUGUCGGGCAUCAGUGACCCAUUCCUGCAGGUACGGAUAUUGCGGCUGCUGAGGAUUCUGGGCAGGAACGACGACGACUCCAGCGAAGCUAUGAACGACAUCCUCGCCCAAGUGGCAACCAACACAGAGACAAGUAAAAAUGUAGGAAACGCCAUACUUUACGAAACGGUUCUGACAAUAAUGGACAUCAAGUCUGAAAGUGGGCUGAGGGUUUUAGCGAUUAACAUAUUGGGCCGAUUCUUACUGAACAACGACAAAAAUAUAAGGUAUGUGGCAUUAACAUCUCUGCUGAAGACUGUGCAGACAGACCACAAUGCAGUACAGAGGCAUCGGAGCACCAUUGUGGACUGUUUGAAAGACCUGGAUGUGUCUAUUAAGAGGCGCGCAAUGGAGCUUAGCUUUGCUCUGGUGAAUGGGAACAACAUCCGCGGCAUGAUGAAAGAGUUGCUCCAUUUUCUGGACUCCUGCGACCCAGAAUUCAAAGCGGACUGCGCGUCUGGUAUCUUCCUCGCCGCUGAGAAGUACGCACCUUCGAAGCGGUGGCACAUCGACACGAUCAUGAGGGUACUGACAACGGCGGGGAGCUACGUUCGGGACGAUUGUGUCCCCAACCUCAUCCAGCUGAUCACAAACAGCGUGGAGAUGCAUUCCUACACAGUCCAGAGGCUCUACAAGGCGCUACUGGAUGACAUCUCACAGCAACCUCUAGUGCAGGUGUCUUCCUGGUGUAUAGGAGAGUAUGGAGAUCUACUGGUGUCAGGCCAGUGUGAGGAGGAGGAACCUAUACAGGUAACAGAAGACGAGGUCCUUGAUGUUUUGGAAGGUCUUCUGGCUUCUAACCUGUCUUCCCCAGUGACCCGAGGCUAUGCCCUUACAGCAGUGAUGAAGCUGUCGACUCGUUUCAGCAGCGUGAAUCGGAUAAAGAAGGUGGUGUCUGUCUACGGCAGCAGCAUAGAUGUGGAGCUACAGCAGAGGGCGGUGGAGUACAACGCUCUCUUCAAGAAGUAUGAUCACAUGAGGUCUGCCCUACUUGAACGAAUGCCGAUAAUGGAGAAGACCGCCACCAAUGGACCAACGGAGAUGGUGCAGACCAACGGGGAGGCGGAGCCAUCGGGACUGGAGUCCAAGCACCUGCCCAGCAUCACGCAGCCCGCCAGCCAGGCUAAUGAUUUGCUGGACCUCCUUGGAGGGAAUGACGUGAUACCUGUGAUCCAGACGACCCCGGCAACGAAGCCGGCAUCCGCAGGGGGCGAGCUGCUCGACCUGCUGGGGGAUCUCUCUCUGUCCGGUGGCCCUGCCCCUCAAGUUCCUGUGUCUCAGCCUCCCUUCCUGCUCGACGGCCUCUCAUCACAGCCACUUUUCAACGAUGUUGCUACAGGUAUCCCGCCAAUGACGGCAUAUAACAGGAAUGGCUUGAAAAUAGAGUUCACAUUUGAGAGGUCCAACACAAAUCCAAAUAUAGCCAUCAUAACCAUCCAUGCGUCCAACCACACCGAGACAGAGAUGACGAACUUUGUGUUCCAGGCUGCGGUACCAAAGACGUUCCAGCUUCAGCUCCUCUCACCCAGCAGUAACGUCAUCCCCGCCCUUAACCAGGGUGCAGUCACACAGGUCAUCAAGGUGCUCAACCCCCAGAAGCAACAGCUGCGAAUGAGGAUCAAGCUGACGUACACCCACAAAGGAUGUCCGGUUCAGGACCUAGCUGAGGUCAACAAUUUUCCCCCUCAGUCCUGGCAGUGAUGGCAAUCUCACCUCACUCUUUGAAGACCCAUCUAGGGAACCGAGGGGGUGGGGAGGGCCUGGAUGUGCCAUCCACUGGUGACACGGAAGGCAGCUGCCCUGGGGUCGCAAGGGGAAAUCGACUCACUGACAAGAAUCAACGACAACGACGUUGGUGACGGCAAAGGUGGCGAGGAGACAACAGCAAGCAGAUACCAUCGUGUCCAUUUCUAGACUUUCUAACUUGUGGUUCCAACCUUGGUCUUUCAAAGUCAUGGCUUGCUAUAGGCACUGAUCACUUACCUUAUACUGUUCAGGCACCCUCCAAACCCCAUCAUUUUGGAUACAUCAGCCUCCCCCCCCCAGUCAUUUACAGGUGUGGGUGUGGGGUCUCACCUUCCUGGGCCAUUGCCGUAAGGAGCUGCUGUCAUUGUUUGUGUGUGGGUGUGUCUGUGUGCGUAUUUCUUGGUUUUUAACUUAAUCUAGAUGAAAGUGGUUGGGAAGAUCAGAAUGAUUUUGUGAAUCGUUGAUGGUUUUUUUCUUUGGGGUCGAAGACUAUGACGUAUGCACUUUAUCACACCAUCUAUUCACCAUGCAGAGCUGGUCGCUGUUCCAGGUCUUGUUGGGUAAUCACUAUUUUCGAUGGCUUUGGUAUUUUUAUUUUUCACUGUAUUUCAGUUGGUUAUGUUUGAAAAUGCAGGAACAAUGUUCUGUUGAGCCUGCUAGCUUGUUGCUCCAAGUACAAACUUCAAGGUCCUGGUAAGCAUAUGCUUUAUAUGAAGCAUUUUAGUUCCACUGGGUUGAAAAAUGAAUUGCAGUUUUUCAAAAAGGCCAUUUGAUUUAAGGAGUUUGUGGGAAUCUGGACUUAAUUUUUUGCACUGUAGCACUGACGUCUUUCAGCUUUAUUUGCUGAGUUAUUAACCAGAAGGACGUGAAGCUCAUUUGAAUCAUGUCAGAUUAUGCAGGGUGUAAUAAGGAUGGAAAGCUUUUGAAUGCUCACAUUCAACAUUAAAGGGAAAUCAGAGUGUUUGACCCCUGUGACCGUGGGCUGGGGGACACAGUCAGAGGAAUAAAAAUAUUUUUUGAGCUUUGAGUGUUGCUGGUAUUUGAUGGAUAUGCUAACUGUUCAUUUCUUGGGUCAGGAUAAGGGAGCGACUUCACUGGUGACAUACAAGAUUUUAACAUUUUUUUUUUUCUUUCACCGUUUAAACUUCAUAAGAUCAUUUUAAACAUUUUGCAAAGCAGUUCUUUCUGACAAAGCAAUACUCUCCCAUUUCAAUUUUAUAAUGAAAUGGACAAGAUUCACUGGUUUGGGUUAUUGUUGAACCAUUUUAGGAAUAUCCAGCGAUGUUUGGCACCCAUUGCUCUUAUUUGUUUUAUUUUUUUCUCUUCCAAAUAUUCUGUUCCACGUUUCAAGGCUUGAUGACUUGAACAAAAACAAUCAGGCUUCUUCAUUGUUGGCUGUGUAGUUAAUGCUUUGCUCAUCUGUAUUCUAGUCGUGAGCACGCUGGCGGUCCUCAGUCCAAGACUGAGUGACACUGGGCAGUUGGACGUGAAUUUCUUGGUUGGCUAUAGGUGAGCACUGUUGAAGCUUUGCAGAAUAUGUUCCCUUCAGCAGGGGCCCCGUUUUUAUAUAGACUUCAUGAUGUCCAUUUUGUGUUCCUUGUCCUCCUCCCUCCAAAUGCCAUCAGAACAACCACUGAAUUGCUAAAAAUUUUGCAGUUUUAAGAAAUGUAAUAAACUUGAAAUGGAACAAAACAAACGCAUACAGGUAUAUCGCACUGCAUUUCUCGCACUGCAUUAAUCUCUCUAGAUUAGCAUACUCCUUGAAUGUAGUGCUGUGCACCAUUGAAAAUGAUUUCUCUUGGUCUUUCAAAGCCAUCAUCUCGACCAUAUAAAAAUGGGUUCCCCCCUCCCCAUCUCCACUCGCUUUCUCCUGCUCGACAGACGUGAAUUGACAUCUAACAAUGUUGUUGCACAGUGGUGAUAAUUGACGUCUUGCAAAACUGCCUGAUAUGACAAAAAUGUGCCUUUCCCUUUAGCUAGAGAAGCCAGGAUUUGCCUGUUUAGGUGCCGGUCAUUGGGCUCUGAUUCCGGUUAAAUCAUGACCAUUCAGUGACGUUGCAAAAGGAGGCAGGGAAGAAUUAAAAAAAAAAAAUUAAAAAAACAAAACAAAAAGGUUAGACAUUACGGCCUUAGUGCAACUCUGAAUAGGUGUCGUGGUAUCACAUGCCAGGUGCCAUGCGUUUGGCUCGUCUGCUGAGAAUGGGGGGGGCGCUUGUCACCAGAAUAAAUACCUCAUUGUGUUUCCUCUGUUCUGUACACUCUCUUACACGGUCUGGACUAUGAGCAUUGGAACAUGUCACCUGCAUGACCACGUCCAUCAGCACACAUUAGGGUGUCGAGUGCACCGAGAGGUUUUGUGAUGAUGUAAAUGCAGAACCACCCACGUUUGAACUGGUUCUGUCGGAUGGAAAGAUACUAUGCUUUUUACAUGCAUUCUUCUCGACUGUCUUUUCUUUUGUGACCAAAUCAGAUGUUUUUGCUAAUUGAAUCUUUGCGAGCAGUGUGAUAUGUAUAUGGAGGUAAAUAUGACUGAUUUUUUUUUUUUUUUUGACUGACUAAAUGCAAUCUUGGCUUAUCUGUAUAUAUUGUGGGCUUUUUAGAUCAAUUCUUCACAUCCAUUUUUAAACCAACUGAUUUCUGAUUUUGUUGAGUAACAAGUGUAUUGUCUGAAAUGGAUCUUAGCAUCAUAUUAGCCUAAGUUAAUGGCUCUCCUUGUUUCCUUGUAUAUUAAAAAGAAAUAGUAUCUGCUGCCUGUGUAUUGUAUAUAAUUGUAAAAGAAAUUAAAUUAAAAAAAAAAAGUGAAAUAUUAAAU